Ornithorhynchus anatinus (platypus) is the source of this 936-nucleotide messenger RNA. It is a transcript of the gene LYRM9, whose product is annotated as LYR motif containing 9. Lineage: Eukaryota; Metazoa; Chordata; Mammalia; Monotremata; Ornithorhynchidae. The record is from RefSeq and is a predicted model, not a curated record. The transcript is spliced from 4 exons. The coding region runs from base 106 to 342 and encodes 78 amino acids.
CUCCGCGGCGGGUCCCGGAGCGCGCUGACGUCACGCCGCGCAUGCGCCCAGCCGCCGCCGCUCCGCGUUGACCUGUGUGUUUUCUAGAGGAGGAAGAAAACGCCAAUGGGUCCCCUGCCGGGGGCAGAGUUGGUGCAGAAACCGAUGCAGCUCUACCGCUAUCUGCUGCGUUGCUGCCGCCUCCUGCCCACGAAAGACAUCCAGGCGCAUUACAAACACGCCAUCAGGCAGAGUUUCCGGGUCCACGCCGACGAAGACGACCCUGAAAGGAUUCAGCAGAUAAUUCAAAGAGCCAUCGAAGAUGCCGACUGGGUCAUGAAUAAAUAUAAGAAGCAGAACUAAGAAGCCAGUGAGGAAGAUGACGAUCCCAAACGUCCGGACCUAAAUCCCCACUGGGGCAGCGACCGUGAGAGGUCGGGGUCACCAGAGAGGGGUCAGACCUGGCCAAAGUAACUAAAAGCACGAUCAGCUGAAAAAGCAGGACCGAGUAGGAGAAGGCAGGUGUCCGGGCUCUCCCUCCCUCACCCACUGCCAGAUCAAGGUUGCCGCCCGUUAAAAAUAUCUCUUCACCUGGGCUUUCUGCUCCCGGUGACGGCGUUUGGGGAUUGAUGGCGUCUUUAGCUUGGUUCCAAAAUCUGCCUCCUUGGUGGGUUGCCCGAUGUGAUUCUUGGAAAUUAGCUUUCUAAUGGAGCCUAAUUAGGAGGCAUCUAAUCAAGGGCUUCCAUUAGCAGAUUGCUAACUGGCUUAGACCAGUUCACCGUUAUCUGUGGUUAUUACGUACGCCAGAUCAUUGCCCCAUGAACGCUUCGGAGUCGACUCUCGCCUUGGACUGAGUGAACUGUAAUAGGUUCGCAUCAGCGAGGAGGGCAGCAUUUAAAAUGGAACGUGUGCAUCAUGUUAACAGUGAAAAUUAAAUAAACGUACCGGCUUCUGAAA